AAGAGGGAGUGUCCUCAGUAGUUUUCUCACUGAGGCACAGCAGACACGGCUCAACACGACCAGAAACUGAAACACAGUCUGACUUGCAAAGCCAGCCUAACCAGGAGCUCUCUCCGGCUUGUUUCCUGUACUUGGAGGCCAUCUUGAGUGGACGGAUUUACAGCUAUUGGCAUGUGUCUUGCCUUUCUCAUUUGUUAGAGUUUCUUUUUUGUCCUCGGUGUGUUUCCUUGAAGUUUGGACGCUUUCCUCUUCAAAGCUGCUUUGGGGUAGUGAGGGAACAGGAAGCAGGAGGAGGAGAAGGAGGAGGACGUUUCAUUUCAAAGCUUAACUUUAUCUGUAUUUGUCACCUGCUCCUUCUCUGAAAUGAAAGCCGUAUAGAGGACCUUUCUGUUAAAGGGAGGGCGAAAAGAAAGAAGAGCCACUUCCUGGAAAGGGAUCAGUUGUUUUUAAGCUCUAGUAGACAGAGACACACAGCAGGGACGGCCGCUAUUGAUGAGUGAGUGACUGCUGGUGUGUGUAGGUGAGUUUUCUGCCUCACACUACCCAGUCUUAUCUCUUGACUGUCUUUGACUCUUCGGCAUGGCCAACGUCAGUCCCUUCAUAUCUCCGGGACACAUGUCCCAUGUCUUCUUCCCCCCUGGUGGCCCAUCUCCACCUGGGUCAGUGGUGAUGCAGCAGGGGACACCAGUCUCAGUCCAUCCAUCUCAAACCCCAGGGUUCCCUACAGUGGACAUGGGAGUUGCUCCAGGUCCCGGCGGGGCAUCUGGAAUACCGCACGGGCCUCCGGCACCAGCCGGUGUCUCCUUCAUGAUACAGAUUGGACUUACAAGAGAGUCUGUCCUUCUUCCCCAAACGGCAGACCUGGCCUACGUCAAACAAAUUGCUUGCUCAAUUGUGGAUCAGAAGUUUCCUGAAUGUGGCUUUUAUGGGAUCUAUGACAAGAUCCUCCUCUUCAAGCAUGACACCGGCAGCAGUAACAUCCUGCAGCUGGUCAAGGCUGUGUCGGACAUCCAGGAAGGGGACCUGGUGGAAGUUGUUUUGUCAGCUGCUGCUACAUCCGAGGACUUCCAGAUCCGCCCUCACGCGCUAAACGUGCACUCGUAUCGUGCGCCGGCAUUCUGCGAUCACUGCGGCGAGAUGCUUUUCGGCCUGGUGCGUCAAGGACUCAAAUGUGAUGGCUGUGGACUGAAUUACCACAAACGCUGUGCUUUUAGUAUUCCCAAUAACUGCAGCGGGGCGAGGAAGCGGCGUCUGUCCACCACGUCCCUCACCAGCAGUCAGUCUCUGCGUCUGUCCACCGCAGAGUCCCUCAGUAGUCUCAACAGCAGCGUGACGUCUGAAGACGCCAGUCUCAUCCGAUCGCACACCCAGAUGCCCCGCACCCCCAGUGAGGCCAGGCGCUUCUACACCGGGCGGCCCGUCCACCUGGACAAGAUCCUCAUGACUAAAGUGAAGGUCCCGCACACAUUCGCCGUUCACUCGUACACGCGUCCCACUGUGUGUCAGUACUGCAAGAGACUGCUGAGAGGACUCUUCCGCCAGGGACUCCAGUGCAAAGACUGCAAGUUCAACUGCCACAAGCGAUGUGCAUACAAGGUCCCAAAUGACUGCUUAGGGGAGUCUCUUGAUAUAUUAAGUCCAAGCACAGACACGGAGGUGCCGAUGGACUACAGUAAUGAGUAUUCUGACACUGACAAGUCAUCUCUGAUGGACGACUCGGAUGAGGCCUGCAGUAUCCCUGGGUCUUUCUCCCCAGACAGCAACCAGGAUGGAGCCAGUGGAGAGCAGAGUGCUAAUAUUCCUCUGAUGAGAGUGGUGCAGUCGAUCAGGCAGACCACACGUCGCUCUAGCACAGCCAUCAAGGAGGGCUGGAUGGUUCACUACAGCAACAAGGACACACUGAGGAAGAAACACUACUGGCGCCUGGACUGCAAAUGCAUCAUCCUGUUUCAAAACGACACCACCAACAAAUACUACAAGGAGAUCCCGCUCUCAGAAAUCCUUCAGGUCCGUCCGGCGGGUGAUUUCUCUCUCGUCCCUCCCGGCACAAGCCCCCAUUGCUUUGAGAUCAUGACGGGUACCAUGAUCUACUUCGUCGGUGAGGACCCCAACACCGCCCCGUCCCCAUCAUCCAGUGUGCCUGGUCUGCCCAUCUCCGCCAGCCCCAGCUGUGUUGCACCCAAUAGCGGGGUGGGGCGAGAGUUCGCCAAAGGAUGGGAGACCGCUAUACGUCAAGCCCUCAUGCCAGUCAUCUUUCAAGACAACCCUCCAGCAGAAGGUCACACUCCUCACCGGCAGGCAUCAGUCAGCAUCUCAGUGUCUAACAGUCAGAUUCAGGAGAACGUGGACAUUGGAAUGGUGUACCAGAUCUUUGCUGAUGAGGUUCUGGGCUCUGGACAGUUUGGUGUGGUAUAUGGAGGAAAACACAGGAAAAGUGGCCGGGAUGUAGCUGUGAAGGUGAUCGACAAGCUUCGGUUCCCCACCAAGCAGGAGAGCCAGCUGAGGAACGAAGUAGCCAUAUUACAGAGCCUGCGACAUUUGGGUAUAGUGAAUCUGGAGUGCAUGUUUGAGACACCUGAGAAAGUGUUUGUGGUGAUGGAGAAACUUCACGGCGACAUGCUCGAAAUGAUUCUGUCGAGUGAGAAAGGACGACUUCCCGAGAGACUCACCAAGUUCCUCAUCACGCAGAUUUUGGCUGCUCUGAGGCACCUUCACUUCAAAAACAUAGUGCACUGCGACCUCAAGCCUGAGAACGUGCUAUUAGCAUCAGCGGAUCCUUUCCCACAGGUGAAACUUUGUGACUUUGGUUUUGCUCGCAUCAUUGGAGAGAAGUCUUUCCGCCGUUCGGUCGUGGGCACGCCAGCUUAUUUGGCCCCCGAGGUCCUGCUGAACCAGGGUUACAAUCGCUCUCUAGACAUGUGGUCCGUAGGUGUGAUCAUGUAUGUCAGUCUGAGUGGAACGUUCCCCUUCAACGAGGAUGAAGAUAUCAAUGAUCAGAUCCACAAUGCCGCCUUCAUGUAUCCACCCAACCCAUGGAAACAGAUCUCUCCUGAAGCUAUCGACCUCAUCAAUAACCUGCUCCAAGUGAAGAUGAGAAAACGCUACAGUGUGGACAAGAGUCUCAGCCAUACCUAUCUACAGGAUUACCAGGCUUGGUUGGACCUCCGAGAACUGGAGUCAAAGCUUGGGGAGCGUUACAUAACCCACGAGAGUGAUGACAGCCGCUGGCAGCAGUACGCACAUGACCACACGCUGCCCUACCCUCCUCACCUGGUGCCCCCUCCACCUGCGUCCGACGAUGACGAGCAAGAGGGAGUGGAGGACGCCGACAUGCAGGGGCUGACAGAGCGUGUUAGCAUCCUUUGAAGAAGAAAUUGAGGAGGAAAGCAAGGGAAAUGAAGAGUACUUGCCUGAACUAAAGCAAUUUUUAAAACUCAACGAGCAUAGGAUGGACGAUGUCACCUUUGUCAGGCCAUCUGAACUCUAACCUCUUUCAGCCAGGACUGCCGCAGAAUUGUUUCUGGAAUGCAGAUAUUAAGGCAGAGAAAGAACAGUUUUGGAUCCCAACCUAGACCUUUACAGUUUUUUUUUUUUUUUUUUUUUUUUUUUAAAUUGACAAGUCUGUUUAAGGAAGCGCUAAUUUAAUUUGGUUGGUUUUCGGUUCAUCUCACCUAACUAGAGGUAUUUUUGAAGAUGCGGUCACAUUUAUCCAUAUUCUGCAUAUUUUGGCAGGUGAAAUCGAAUCUGUUCGAUUGAAAUCCACAUGAUCAUAAAUUUCAUACGAGGGACCAUAGAUUGUAUAAAAACAUGGAAGUAGGGUUCGUGACGUCAUCUGUAGGUUCCUGAAGAGAGUUUUUGGAGCUCGGAGCGGACCGUCGCCAUCUAGGCAGCGCAUCACCAUGCGUCACUCCUGGAUUAUCGAAAAUGGGCAAAAAGGCGGAAAACACGCUGAAACCACGCCCACCUAGCUUGACGGUGGUGACAGCUGCGGCAAUCCAUCUGUCACUCAAGUGGCCACGCCCUUAAUUGUGUAGAACUUUAAGGCUUAAUAUAACUUAAACGGAUGAGUUAUAAAACUAUUCACCCCCCUCACAUGUGUCAUGAAGGCCAAAAUUUGCUAUGUAGCAUAAAACCACUUUUUGUACCAGGCUGUAAACAUAUUUUGUCUGCUGUUACGUUCGAUAUUUGGAGCCAGCCUCUAGCGGCCUGUUGAUGAAUUGCAGUUUUAUUCACUUCAGUAUUGGUUUCACGAGAGAGACCUGAAGGUUGCUGGUUGGUGAGGACAAAAAAUGUAUUCAUGCAGAUUUCGUAAAAGGUUGAAGUUGGUUACACACAUUUGCAUUUACCAACAGAAAGCUACUUGGUUUGAAAGUGAAUUCUUGUGUGAAUGGUGCUUCAUACUAUUUACCUUUAGGGAACACAAUGGAAAAGAGCCGACCAAAAGAUCUCAAGACAUGGUUUUACAAUUUGAUCUACUUAAAGCAUCUUAAUAAAAUGUUGCAAGACAUUAAAAAAAAAACGAGGAAAGAUAUGACACAAUGGCCAGAGACGUUCUCCUGAAAGGUGAUGAAUAAAAGACUCAAAAUGUUUAAAGAGUUUUAAUGGCAAACUGCCUAAAGGUGUGGUCACAUUUACUUCUCAAAAACUUUGUGCCCGAAAUCCAGUCAUUUCAAUAUAAAUCUGUGCAAUCGGAAGUUUCAUGCAAAACAUUUCCCCAAGCAGAUUGCAUUUUUAUCAAUGAACUGGACUUCUGAGUUAGUCAGUCUCACUAACUGACCAAUCGACCAUCAUGACUCUUUCCUAGUUUGUUGAUAACAACAGAAAUGACGUCAAGAUGAAAAUCCCCUGGUCACAUGAAAUGUAUUAGUCAUGAUACAAUAUGCAGAGGAAAAAAAAGUCUAUCAUACUAGAUUAUUUUCUUUGUUUGUGCUCUGUGGUAAUGUCACCUUUAGUUUCAUAUCCACUUUGUCGUAUUGAAACUUUUUGAAAAAUAACCUGGAAGAAGUCCCACAUUCUGGUGUUUUCCACUAUCGACAUCUUAUGAGGACUGUUAAACGGACUGCCCUUCGGCCUUAUCACCUUGUGCACAAAGACAAUCUAGACUGUUCUCAGAUCAGCUGCUGUCAGCAACCCUCUCGUUCAACUGAUCUUUGUACUAGCUGUACUGGAUGUGUAUUCUUACUCUUAACUGACCCUAGACCUGAGCAUUAGGCUGCAUGUCACUGAGAAUUAAGUUUGCUUAAAACGUAUUGCUAUGAAGAACUAUUUUGUACUCAUUUAACCUUAGAUAUUAUGAUUGUAGUUUUUGGAAGGUAACGUCGGAGCAUUUCCAGCAGGUAUAAUAAACAUGGUGAUGC
This is a messenger RNA of Carassius auratus (goldfish), 5357 nucleotides long. RefSeq names its product serine/threonine-protein kinase D2-like. Bases 580 to 3366 code for a protein of 928 amino acids. Gene Ontology annotation, molecular function: protein serine/threonine kinase activity; ATP binding. The transcript is spliced from 18 exons. The record is from RefSeq and is a predicted model, not a curated record. Lineage: Eukaryota; Metazoa; Chordata; Actinopteri; Cypriniformes; Cyprinidae. Gene Ontology annotation, cellular component: cytosol. Gene Ontology annotation, biological process: protein phosphorylation; intracellular signal transduction; phospholipase C-activating G protein-coupled receptor signaling pathway.